Cladophialophora immunda is the source of this 441-nucleotide messenger RNA. RefSeq lists its product as uncharacterized. Lineage: Eukaryota; Fungi; Ascomycota; Eurotiomycetes; Chaetothyriales; Herpotrichiellaceae. Bases 1 to 441 code for a protein of 146 amino acids. The transcript has 2 exons. The record is from RefSeq and is a predicted model, not a curated record.
AUGGCGCCCACCCAGAGCAAAAAGUACGCCGUCGCUUCGGAGAAAUCAUCUGGCCCUGCCAAUUUGAACCUCAAUGCUGCCAGUCUGGGUAAUUCACAAGUGCAUGCAGCCCUGGCGCACCACCAUCCUCAACAAGCGCACCACCUGGCGACCGCGCGCAACGCCUUCAAGAAUAGCACUCGUCAUGCUCACCCUCAUGCUCAGCAACAACCUCUCCAUAACCUCCCACACGCGGUCGCACCAACAAAAGCUCCCGAACCUGCACCUGGUCCUGGGCCUAGGCCUGGGUCCGGCUCAAGCGUCGGAUCUGCGCAAAUCCACGGCGCCGCUGCAGAUGCUAAAUUGCACUGGCUCAGCAACGGUUUUCCAUUCUUCUGUGUGGUUUGUGUGCCUCCUUCCCUUCCCGCUUUUCGCACCAUGUCAAUCACCUGUCAUGAGUGA